GACAAGCUUGAAUCCUUGUAUGCAUCAAAAACAGGGAAUAACAAGCUGUAUUUGCUCAGGCAAGCUAUGAAUCUGAGAUUCAAGGAAGGUUCUUCUAUUUCUGACCACUUGAAUGAUUUUCAAGGGUGUUUUGAUCAGUUGUCAAACAUGGGCGUAAAGUUCGAGGAUGAGAUUUUGGGACUUUGGUUGCUGAAUACUUUGCCUGAUUCUUGGGAAAAUCUUCGUGUGUCUUUGAUUAGUUCUGCUCCCGGUGGUACAGUAAAUAUGGAGUAUGUCAAAGCUGCCGUUCUGAAUGAAGAAGUGAGACGUAGAACUCAUGAGACAUCUACUUCAAAAUCUGAUGUCUUGGUUACUGAAAAUAGGGGGAGAAGCAAAGACAAAGAUCAUGGAGAAUUAAAAAGGGGCAAGAGCAGGAGCAAGUCCAGAUCUAAAUACAAAAAUGUUGAGUGCCAUUAUUGUCAUAAAAAGGGGCAUUUAAUGAAAAAUUGCUUCAAGCUGAAGAACAAAGACAAGAACAAGCCAGAAGGGAAAGAUGGUGAAAAUGAUCGUCAUGUUGCAGCCACGACUUCAGGUGAUCUGAUAGUUGUUUCUGAUAACGACUUGAUUAAUGUUGCCUCUGAUGAAUCAAGUUGGGUUAUCGAUAGUGGUGCCGCUUUCCAUGUGACGUCAAGGAAAGAUUUCUUCACAUCUUAUACUCCAGGUGAUUAUGGGGUAUUGAAGAUGGGUAAUGAUGGUCGUUCACAGGUUGUUGGCAUUGGAGUUGUUGUCCUGGAAACCAAAACUGGGAUGAAGUUAGUGUUGAAGAAUGUCAGACAUGCAUCAGAUAUUCUCUUGAAUCUGAUAUCUACUAGUGUUUUGGAUGAUGAAGGUUAUGUGAGUACCUUUGGUGAUGGACAAUGCAAACUCACUAAGGGUUCUCUUAUUGUGGCUCGUGGGAAGAAGUGUUCAAGUUUAUACUGGACCAGUGCUUCAGUCUCUGCUGAUUCUGUCAAUGCAGUCGAGAGUGAUAGUUCUUUAGAAUUAUGGCAUAGAAGACUCAGUCACAUCAGCGAGAAGGGUCUUGAUUGUUUAGCGAAGAAGAAUGUUCUGUCAGGAGUGAAGGAUGCACAUUUAAAAAGAAGAGAUGUGCUUGAUCUCAAGUUAUUGGAGUUUGAAAAGAUUCACACAGAUGAUAAUGGUUCUGAUAUGAUGACUAAGGCUUUGCCAAAGGGGAAGUUUGAAACUUGUUGUUUGAUUGCCGGUUUGGCAACCACCUCCACAUAGUCGGGAGGGGGGAGAUUUGUUGGGUUUGGGCUCCCAACUAUGUGUCACCUUUAAUUAAAAGGCCCAAAUAUUUUUGGAGGAUAAGUCCUCAAUACAUUUUUGUCCACAUAUUUUGAGAGAAAAGUUUGGCAGCUGUCCAGUACACACCACGCAAGGGAGAAAAACAGCCGCAAGAAAAGGGUGAAAAACAGCAGAUAGCCGCUGCCAUUUUUCUACAGAACGCAGGUCUGGUUUUUUGGUCGAUCGGAGGUCCAAAUCUUGUCCGAUCGAGCUGAAAUUUUAGGAGGAGUCUAAGGACUUGUGGAGCUUCAAUCUGAACGGUGGAGAUCGAAUUUCAACGGUUCAAUCUCAAGUUAUAAGCUUCGCACCAGCUGCAGUUUUUUGGUGAUUUCUUGCACUAUUGUUCAUCUAUUUUGAUUCUAGUGCCUUCGUAGUGUUGUUAAGGGCUAGAUAUCAUUGUGGUGCUGUUAUAUUGUGCAUUUGUACUCUCAAUUUGGUGGUAGUGGAGUUGGUUGGACCGAAGGGUCUCGUGGUUUUUUUACUCUUUCACAUUGAAAGGGUUUUCCAUGUUAAAAUCUCGUGCCUCAUAUUGCUUUAUUUUUCGUGUUUGGAUUAUCUUGUUGCUUGGUGUUCUUUGGUGUGUUUGUUUGCUGCUCCUCACAGAUUCAUUCAAGAGGGAAAGGUGUUGAUCUUGGGCACUACACAAUCAUUUAUGUUCUUGCUUUCCCAACAAGCGUCCCGCGGGAGUCAUCGGCGGUGCGCAUCGGGGUUCGGCUGCUGGAUUUUGCCGGUGUUGGUCGCCACGACAACGGACUGCUUGCCGGAACGAGGGAGUGAACGGAGCAGCAACAGAUCUGGAGCUAUCACCCAUUGACUGGAGCUGUCGUUGCUCGCUGCGCAGAGGCAGGAUGCCGCGUAGCUCUUGGUCGUCACGUCCGGUACGGUCAUCGCCGGUGGAUCGUUGCCGGCUAGAGCAAGAGGCGGCUGCCUGUCGGCGGUCAUCAAUUGGUUCCUGGGACAACGAAUCUGCGCUAGAUCUACGGCGAGGCUCUCCCGUCGUGCUUUGAAGCUGGCUGUGGUCUCCGUGUGCCAAUGGCAGAGCUGGUCGGUGAUGGGUGGGGAAUCCAAGACCAGUGACCGAAUCCAAGAAUUGGAAGCACCAUUUUGUUGUUUUUUUUUGUUUUGGAGCAUGUUUUAUAUGUCUCACACUCUCAAUGAAAACAAGGAUUAUGGAAUUCAUUGGUUCAAAAGGUGGAAUCACCCACCCAGGCGCCCCCAAUUAUGGAAUUCAUGG
Messenger RNA from Cuscuta campestris, 2557 nucleotides. The record is from the annotation of a GenBank genome assembly. Lineage: Eukaryota; Viridiplantae; Streptophyta; Magnoliopsida; Solanales; Convolvulaceae.